Molecule: messenger RNA, 2048 nt
Organism: Syzygium oleosum
Lineage: Eukaryota; Viridiplantae; Streptophyta; Magnoliopsida; Myrtales; Myrtaceae
Product: aluminum-activated malate transporter 9-like
Exons: 6
Coding region: 277-1827 (516 amino acids)
Biological process (GO): malate transport
Cellular component (GO): plant-type vacuole membrane
Source: RefSeq, a predicted model, not a curated record
CUGACUGGACAUACUUUGCCCUCCCUAGUUGCCCAACAAAUUAGCUACAACCCACUCCUUUAAAUCAGUUUGUCCUUUCCAAAUCUAUUUCAUCCACAAAUCUUCUAACGCCAUGGACCUUAUAUCCUCCCACCUCCCACUACUGCUAACUCACAUUCCUUCAUAUAUAUAACCAAAGCAUACUUGUUUUGGGAGCCAGGUCUCCUCCCUCAUUUAGCACUCUCAAUAUUGGACUCAAGUCAAGCGCAAAUUGUCAGGAUUUCGAAGCACAGAAAGAUGAAAGGGAAGAAGGGUAGUAUCCAAAUCGACAUUCCUUCGGCUACCAAAAGUAAUAAACAGCCGGGAAGCGGGAAGGAGUUCGGGUAUGGUGAUGCGUUCUCAUGCAAAGCAUGGUUAUGGAGUGUUUGGGAAUUUUGCAAGGAAGAUAGCAACAGGGUGAUAUUUGCUCUCAAAGUUGGGCUAGCUGUCCUGCUAGUGUCCUUGCUCAUAUUGCUCCGCGCACCCUAUGAAAUUUUCGGCACCAACAUUAUUUGGUCGAUCCUCACCGUCGCCAUCAUGUUCGAAUAUACAGUUGGUGCUACUUUCAACCGAGGAUUCAACCGGGCACUCGGCAGCUUACUCGCAGGGAUUCUGGCCGUCGUGGUUGGUCAGCUCGCUUUAUGCGCUGGCCGGGUUGCUGAACCUUUUAUAAUUGGCAUUAGCAUUUUCCUCGUUGGAACUGUUACAUCGUUCAUGAAACUGUGGCCCUCGCUCGUUCCGUAUGAGUACGGAUUCAGGGUCAUACUCUUCACCUUCUGCUUGAUAAUAGUAUCUGGUUAUAGGAUGGGGAGCCCCAUAAGGACGGCGAUGGGUAGGCUCUACUCAAUUGCGAUUGGAGGGUUUGUGGCAGUCAUAGUGAAUGUGCUUGUUCAUCCUAUCUGGGCCGGAGAGCAGCUGCACAGGGAACUGGUCAAGAGCUUCGACUCGGUCGCUGACUCGCUAGAAGAGUGCGUGAAGAAAUAUUUGGAAGACGACGGUUCAGACCAUCCAGAGUUUUCCAAGACAGUCAUGGACGAAUUUCCUGACGAGCCUGCUUACCGGAAAUGCCGUGCAACGUUGAACUCCUCAGCGAAGCUUGAUUCUUUGGCAAAUUCAGCGAAAUGGGAGCCUCCUCAUGGAAGAUUCCGACACUUCUUCUACCCGUGGUCAGAGUACGUCAAAGUUGGGGCAGUCUUGAGAUACUGCGCUUACGAGGUCAUGGCUCUUCAUGGUGUUCUGCACUCAGAGAUUCAGGCUCCAUACAAUCUCCGGAUUGCCUUCCGCUCGGAGAUCCAAGACGUUGCGAAUCAAGCAGCCGAGCUGGUGAGGAGCUUGGGGAAGGACAUAAGUAGCAUGAAGAAAACACUCAAGACCUCUCUGCUUAAAAGAGUUCACUCCUCCGCCGAGAAGCUGCAAGGCGCUAUGGACCUGCACUCCUAUCUCCUCACAUCCCACAUCGACACGCCUGAAAAACCUUCCAUCAGCAAGCCGCUCAAUCCAAAGCCCGAUGAAAGCUCUGGCGAACAAACCUCGGGGCCUGCUGCGCAGCCCGAGACGUACCAUGAGAUGAUGAGGAGGCAAUCGAGGAGGCUUUAUUCCUGGCCGUCAAGAGAAGUCGACGCAUUCGAAGAAGAGGGAGUGUUGAAUAUGGAUUUUUUGCCGAGAAUGAAUGCGCUCGAGAGUACCGCAUCGCUUUCCCUCGCGACGUUCACUUCCCUGCUCAUUGAGUUCGUGGCUAGGUUGGAUCAUUUGGUCGAAGCAGUUGAAGAGCUCUCUAAGAUGGCCAAGUUCAAGUCCGAGGCCCUGUAACUGUGAGAGACUGAAACGACUUCCUAAACAAAAUGUUCGCUUCACAUAAUACUGAAAAAGGAUGGGGGUAUACAUGAAGUUUCUUGUAAACCAGAACAACGUGCCUUCAGGAGCACAAUACAUAUAUCAUGUAAAAUCAGAGUACAAGAGCCGACGGAUGGAACUAGUUGUGAUUUUUUCCUUGCUUAAUUAAUACAAUCUAUGGAGUGUUUUUCUGAGUA